AUGUUGACCACCACGGCUCCCAAACGCCACUCGAUGCUCUCCUCCAAAAGUACGCUUUCCAGCGUCACAUUGGAAGACUCUCCAGGUGGCCGAAUGUUGGACGAAUGGCGCGAGAAAUUCGUGCUAUCCCAGCAGGAAGCGAUUGAGAUUUACACGGACAUGCAUCGCAAAGAUGAUACGCCCAAGGGAGGAUUUGCUCGGAGACACAGCCAUAUCACUUGGAACUUACAGGCUUGGCUGCCAACCAGCACAAUGAACUUGACGAUCGUCUUCAAUCCCAAGGAAUUGCUUCGCUUCGGCCGACUGACCUGGGAUUUUCUGACCAUCGUCCUGGUGGCCUUCGAUGCCUUGGUCUUGCCCAUCCUCCUGGCAUGGCCCGAACGCUUCAGAGAGAAUGGCCCCGUGGACAACUUCUACAAGGUGACCCCCGUCUUUUGGGUCAUUGAUAUUCUGAUGAACUUUGCGAUAGCGAGUCUUUCCGGGAAAAAGAAGAAAGCGCUACUGAUGUAUGCCUGUUCCUGGUUUUGGUUUGAUGUUUGUUUGGUGGUCUUGGAUUUCGUCCUCCUUUUGCAGAUGGUACCAGAGACUCUAAAGGCAUUGACCUUGCUGCGCUUGUUUCGAUUUGCCAAGUUCAAGCACGCGAUGGUGGAAUUGGAGAGUAUCUUGGAAUCCCGGGGGCUGAUUCGCGCCAAGCACAUCUCCACGAUUCUGCAGUGUGUGAUUUUCAUUCUCAUCGUGAACCACGUCUUAGCCUGCGUCACCGUCUACGUGGGGCGCCGAGAGCAACAAAGCCAUCGAACCAACUGGAUGGAUGAGAACCAGGUUACCGACAACAGCUGGCUGUUUCAAUACAUGAUCUCCUUCAACUGGGUCAUUGCAGAGUACACUCCAGCACCGUACCCUUUUGCUGCAACCAACGAGCUGGAACAAGCCCUGGUGCUGGCGAUCAUCCUGACGUGUUUGCCCAUGCUGGGAGCACAGAUUGGAAUCAUCAGUGGGACUUUGAACAAGAUGAACGAGAAGACAAAGGAACGCGAGUCCGUGAAACGAGACUUGCAACGGUGGUUGAGAAAGACAAAAGCGCCCAAAGCACUGACGCAGCGUGUGGUGGCGGCUCUUGAUGAAGUCUUGCGGUCGGGUGAAAACCCACUGGAUUUCCGGGAGCCGUUGGCGCUGGAUUUCUUGCCGACCACGCUGAUUCAAGAGCUCCAUAUGGUGAACACCAGCGACAAACUCUCCAUCCACCCGCUGUUCUCCAUGCUGAUGGAUGAAAGACUGGAAUUUGGUGGUCGUUUGGCCUCGUCCUUCCAAUCCAAGGUCUACAUCCAUGGUGAGGUCAUCUUCAGCGAAGGUCGGCGAGCCGAAGGUGUCUACAUCACAACACACGGGGGGUUCUCGUUUCAACCGUCCAAAAGCGAGAACUUUCAUGUGAAAAACCGCAACAGCAAAAGCGUGCACUGGAAUAAUGAAAGCUGGUUCGCCGAGCUUUCUCUCUACUUGUCCAGGAUCCAUGCAUCGACCCUGACAGCGAUGACCUAUGCGAAAUCGCUAACGAUGACCUACCAGUCCUUCAUCGAGGCGGUGCACGAUUGGCCAGCAAUUGUGGUGGCUGUUCACGAGUACGCACAGUCCUUCCUGAAAUUGUAUGAGAAAAAAUCCUAUGUUCUUGAGAGUACCUGGGAGCUGCCUCCUACAGAGUGGACUUAUGAUUCGGUUGCUGCCACCCAACUGGCGGAGCUGCUGAUUCCUGGCACCAGUCGAUUACAUUCCUUCAAGGUCAACCAUGUACCAAAGUCGGUGGACUACCGAAAACUCCUCCAGGAGGAUGCAGAUUCAUUGAAUUCAUUGGAUGACCAGAUUGAUGAGGUGCUGGAUCAAACCGCCGAGUUCAAAGAGGACAGCGGCAUCUACGAUGCCUUGGGCUGCCAGGAAGAGGCGAAGCGGGCCACUCUGUCCAUGCUUUGUUUGGGAUGGUUUGUUCGCGACAACUACCAGCACAUGACCAUCAACCAGGAUAGACCUUCUCGACUCUCCAAGUCUACAUGGAAAUCGAUUCGCGAUCUUCUGUUUUGCGAUGAGAUGACCUUGGAUGAGUUGAAUGGUCUCAUGGUGCUGCUGGCAUGCCGUGGCAUCUGUAAGAGCCCCGACUUUGCCAAGAUUGUACCGCCCAGGGACCGCACACGUCCAGAGCAGGUGUUGUCUUACGCCGUGGAGAACUUGCAGGCGUACCUGCCAUCUUUGGCUUCUCUGACGGGUGAAAGCUAUCAAUACCUUGGGCCUGUUGUUGACAUCUUGAAGGAGUUCAACUUCCCACAGUUUCUGCAGGGUGAGAACAACCCACACUCCGUGUUUCUCCUGCAGGAUGGCUUAACAAAUCAAGGUGAGAAGGUCUUGAAGAUGUGCUUACUCUCUCAAGUUUGUAUCCUUUGUGGAGUCACAGGGACUGUCACUUUGAAGGGUUCUCUUUUUUUGAACGAAGCGAAUGGUCGUUGCUUGGUCAGAGCUCUCCACGCUCUCCAACAGAUUCACGAGCUAGACCCCCAUGCGGUCUACUGGAAAUACAUUCAGAGCCGGGCCGAGGCACUGAAUCUACCAGUGAUGACGCCUUCGCACAUGGUUCAAGCACGUUUGGCCUGCCUCACACGAUGCGUGGAGCAACAGCUGGCAAUGGAGUUGCAAGAUGAUUGGCUUCAUUUGACACAGAAAGAAAGGGAUGUGCUAUUGGACGUUUUCCUGUUGGAUGGCCAUGAGCAGAAAACCUUUGUCUUUGUGUACCUGCCACUGUUCUUGGCAAACUCAAGAGCCAACCACGAUGUCAACCUUUUGGGCGGCUUAAAGUUCUUGGUGGAGAUCUACGACAGGUUGUUGCAGCAUCGCUGUUUGAGCUUGACGGGUCCGAGCGUCAUGGUGGAUUUGUCAUCCAUGGCUUUGGUGAUGAAAGACGUCGAGGACAUUCCCACCCUGCGAAAAUGUUUUGACUUUGCCAAGUUGGUCAAGCACGAGAAUGGAGUAACCAUUCUCCUGACGACCAACAGCUACCAGGUCCUAUCAGGCUCGGUCAGUUGGUUCAUCACACCAGAAGUGUUGACAUGCCUGGAGCUCAAAAAGCGGGGAGCAGGGAGUUGGACCACUCAGCACUGA
Messenger RNA from Cladocopium goreaui, 3141 nucleotides. Lineage: Eukaryota; Dinophyceae; Suessiales; Symbiodiniaceae. The record is from the annotation of a GenBank genome assembly.